Molecule: messenger RNA, 2899 nt
Organism: Gadus macrocephalus (Pacific cod)
Lineage: Eukaryota; Metazoa; Chordata; Actinopteri; Gadiformes; Gadidae
Product: tripartite motif-containing protein 54-like
Exons: 11
Coding region: 461-2107 (548 amino acids)
Molecular function (GO): zinc ion binding
Source: RefSeq, a predicted model, not a curated record
CCCCUUCCACCGCGGCUCCCUCGCCCUCGCACACACUCACACACACACCCCGUCCUGUUGAGCUAUGGGCAGGCUAAGCAGUGGGUCACUGUGGUGGGAAAAGCCAAGUGAUUAAACAAUGGUACACAGCGGUGGGGGAACAGCACACAGAGAGACGACAAAGAAAAGAAGGAAACAGUGAACCGGCGGAGUAAAGGCAGCGAUUUAAAACGUACGUGAAGACGGGAGAAGAAGGACAUACUCAGACAGUUAGGACAAGGGAGGGGGGUUCACACGAUUGUUGGAAGGGGACAGAUCAAUUGGAGUCACUGCUUGGCUAAGACUGGACCAAGAGGCCGUCGUCAGGUGUCCACACUGACCCGGAGUUACAGAGGGCCACUAGCUGACGUCGCUAGUGAGGGGUGUGCGUGUGUGUGUGCGUGUAUGUGGUUGUGUGUGUCUGCACCAGGCAGGCCGCAGCAUGGCUCUGCCCGUGGACCUGAGCUCCCUGCGGGGCUUCCAGGGGGCAGAGAGGGAGGCAGCCCUGGGUACGCUGGAGAAGCAACUGCUGUGUCCCAUCUGCCUGGAGAUCUUCACCAAGCCCGUGGUCAUCCUGCCCUGCCAACACAACCUCUGCCGGAGGUGUGCUAACGAGCUGUACCAGCCAUCCCUGUACCAGGCUCGGACCACCAUGUCGGUCAACAGCGGUCGCUUCCGCUGUCCCACCUGCAGACAGGAAGUGGUGCUGGACCGCCACGGCGUGUACGGCCUGCAGCGCAACCUGCUGGUGGAGAACAUUAUCGACGUCUACAAACAAGAGCUCACCACCACCACGACCACCACCAGCCCCGCCCCUGCAGCCAGGCCCGUGGGGGGGGGGACAUGUGCAGACCAUGAGGGCGAGAAGCUGAACAUCUACUGCCUUACCUGCCAGAAACCCACCUGCUCUCUCUGCAAGGUGUUUGGAUCUCACCGGCUCUGCAAUGUGGCUCCGCUGACUGACAUCCACCUGCAGAAGAAGGGUGAGUUGGAGCAGGAGCUGUCCUCUCUGAUGGCCAAAAACGACCAGGUCCAGGCCUUUAUCAAUGAACUGGAGCUCACCUGGAGGAACGUAGAGGACAACAGUAAGAGCCAUAAGCAGAGUGUGUCUGAUCAGUUUAACGCCCUUCUCUCUAUCCUGGAGGAAAGACGAAAGGUAAUGACCCAGCGAAUCAGCUCCGAGGCGGAGGAGAAAACAGGCCACGCCCGGUCGCUUAUUCAACGCUACGGAGACAGCAUUGAAGCAAACAGCCAACUCUUGGAGACCGCCUCAAAGACCAUGGAAGAGCCAGAUCUAGCUGCUUUUGUCCAGACCUCAGGAGAAUUGAUCACAAAAGUGAGGGCUGCGACCAGUUCCAGCUCCUCAAAGAAGUUUGAACCAGAUGGCAAAAACAUAAAUCAUUACAGGUUUGACUUCAGCAGACAGGAAAAAGCACUACGCAGUGUCGACUUCAUCAGAGUUGAAAAGGAAAUUCCUACACUGCUACAACCAGAGCAAGAACAUCUCCCUGUAGACCUAAAACCAGAAGAAACCUUCCCUGAAAAGCCACAACCAGCAAAAGCAAACUAUCUUGAAGAGCGAAAAGAAUCGAAGCUCGAAGCUUCAGCUGAAAUCUUGCAACCCAAAAACCAACGGCAGUUCACCCAGAUACCCAAACAAGAGUCGGUCGUGCAAAACAUUGAUUGUGUUUACAAUCAAGUGUUGGAGCCAAUUCUGGCAUUUAUCCCACCACUAACACCAACUCAGCCCGUUUUAGCCACAACUGACCCUGUUUCCCUGGUACUGGGUGCUGUGGUGGCUUCCUAUGAACCUACACAGCUGUUACCAGAACAGCAAAUGGACAACCGAGCUCGAAAGGAUCAGACGGUGCUGAGAGAGAGGGGGAAGGAAAGAGCAGAAAAGUCAAGAGAGGAGGAGACACAAGAGGAGAGUAAACAGGUGACAGGCUUCAAAGCUCCAGACUCCAUCAAGGAAAUCCAGUGUGAAGACCAGGAUGGAAUAAACACACAGCAGGCUGUCAUCAUACUCUUUUAUCUGUUGGCCUUCCUGCUCAUCCUGCAAAGAGUAUGCUGCUUCAUGUUUACAUAACCCCACGCCAGGAGACUCAUCCACCGACGGUGUCGCCCAGCCAAGGCGAGGACUGAGGCUGGGACUCCUGCUCAGGCUGUUCCUCCCAUCUCCUACUCUUCCUCUUCCAUGCCGAAUGAGCCUCCUCACAUACUUGCUCUCACCUUCCCCUGACUGAAGCCAGCCACUCUGCAAGAGGAUGUAGGGCUAUGACUGGAGCUGAUCUGUGUUCAAUAGGGCUGUGCAUGGGCAAGGGUACAGUCCGAUGAUAUGAUGAUGAUGUAUCACAACACUGCAUAUGGGGUAUCAUUUAAUUUCCAACAAAUGUAAUACCAUUAUGCUACUUUAAGCUUUGCUGCCAUGAAUUCGGAAGUCACUUUAAUCUAAACAAUUGUUUAAAGAAGUAGUCAGUAAUUUCACAUUAAAAAAACCAUAACCAUAAGAUGGAUAGGGGAAUUUAUGGAUAUUUUGAAAAUAUUUCCGGUUAGCUUCCGAAAUUAAAGCUUCCGCUGUUAAUUAAUUGAGUUUUUUGGGAAACUUAGAACAAUUCAUUAAACAAAUCAUGAAGCUGUGUUCACUUCUAGUCUGAAAUACAAUCAGAUUGGAAUUUCUUUUGAAGACACAUAAUAUAUAACUGGCCAGCAUAUGGAUUUUUAUCUCAAAUGUGAUUGCGAUUGUCUGUUUGAUUUCAAACAAGUGACCACUGACUUGACUGUGAUGUUGGCAUAUACUGUUUAGCAUGUUGAUAUUGUAUCCAACUAAGAUACAUGAAUCACCAAAGUAAAUAAAAUCAAAUAGAAUCACCCAUAGAAA